This is a messenger RNA of Closterium sp. NIES-67, 994 nucleotides long. The record is from the annotation of a GenBank genome assembly. Lineage: Eukaryota; Viridiplantae; Streptophyta; Zygnematophyceae; Desmidiales; Closteriaceae.
CGCCAGGGCUGGCUGGAAGGGGCUCAUGGGGGGCUGGUGGGCACGGGGAGUGCGAGUGAGUGAGACGGACGCAGCAGCAGGCACGGGUGGAGUAGCAGCAGCAGCAGCAGGAAGCGGAGAUGCUAUAGCAGGAGAGGGACGAGGUUCAGAGGUCGGUGGUGAUACAGGGGGGUCAGGAACGGGGAUGGUGGGAACAGGGCAGCAGCAGCAGCAGCCGCCACAGCAGCAGCAGCGGGGUGGGGAGCGAGGGGCGGAGGGGAAGAGGAGUGCAUUGAGGCACGGAUGAACAUGGGCGCGCUCACCCUCACAUUCCAGAAGCACCUGGCACUGCUGGUGCGAGCUGAGAAGAUUCGCAGCAGCGACUCCCUAAGGCUGCUCCUCUGCUCCGAGUCCGUUCCGACUAUCCUCAGCUGGCUCACCAGUCCUGAGAGCACCCGGGAGGAUCAGAUGCUGCUGAGGCAGCUGCUGAUGGCGGUGCGAGUGGCGGCAUGUGAGGAGGCCGGGGGGCUGGACUGGUGGAGCGGAGUCAAGUGUUUCUACUCUAAACGAGUCAGCUUCAAGAGGGACAAAGCCGCUCCUGUGGCGUCGGCUCCCGCCCACUCCCACCACAUCAGGGGCAAAGCUGCUCCUGUGGCAUCGCCUCCCACACCCACACCCACACCCACACUCACACCCACACUCACACCCACACCCACACUCACACCCACACUCACACCCACACUCACACCCACACACACCCACACUCACACCCACACUCACACUCACACCCACACUCACACCCACACUCACACCCACACUCGCACCCACACUCACACCCACACUCACACCCACACUCACACCCACACUCACACCCACACCCACACUCACACCCACACUCACACCCACACUCACCCACACCCACACCCACACCCACACCCACACCCACACCCACACCCACACUCACACCCACACUCCCACACCCACACCCACACCCACACCCACACCGACUUUUGAG